Molecule: messenger RNA, 540 nt
Organism: Kwoniella mangroviensis CBS 8507
Lineage: Eukaryota; Fungi; Basidiomycota; Tremellomycetes; Tremellales; Cryptococcaceae
Exons: 2
Coding region: 1-540 (179 amino acids)
Source: RefSeq, a predicted model, not a curated record
AUGAACCAAGUUAUGCGACAGAUUCAGACCAGCCUCCAAAUGUAUCAAGGAGGAAGUAUGUCCAGCCAUCGAAGUCAGUCCCGCGAAGACGUCGACAAUCUGGUCGAUUCGAAGACUGGAAAGAUCUUAGCGGAUCAUAAGUUAGACAGUAUCAUGCAAGAUAAGAAAAGGAAGAGGAGGAGGAAAGAGAAAGAAGUUGUAGUGGUCAAUCAGAUUUCUCACCCUCCCAACGAUUCUCGCCAACAAGAUGAUCAUCCGAUCAAUAGCAACAGCGCUGUAGUUGAGAGACCCAAAGAAUUCAUCAGUUCACUGUCAACACCUCAUAUAGUCGGUACUUGGUCUGGAUCUCCCAUAAAGAUAGCCAAGAAGGGUAAAUCCGCACCGCUUAAAGCCAAGUCAGCGAUCUUUCAUUGCCCAAUCGAGCGGGUACAUAAGCUGGAAGAGAAUCAAGGAUUGGAUCACCAAAUGACAACUGAUGGAGUCGUGGGUAUCGAUGCUGGCGGAAGCUGGUCGCAGACGAGAAAGCAAAGUCAGGGCUAA